AUGCAAAAGCUGACACGAUUAAUGUCACCUUCCCAGGACAUCGCGCCACACUACAAUGAAAAUGAUUCCAAAUCACCUUCUCAGGACAUCGCGCCACACUACAAUGAAAAUGAUUCCAAGUCACCUUCCCAGGACAUCGCGCCACACUACAAUGGAAAUGAUUCCAAGUUGCCUUCCCAGGACAUCGCGCCACACUACAUUGAAAACGAUUCCAAGUCACCUUCCCAGGACAUCGCGCCACACUACAAUGAAAAUUAUUCCAAGUCACCUUCCCAGGACAUCGCGCCACACUACAUUGAAAAGGAUUCCAAGUCACCUUCCCAGGACAUCACGCCACACUACAGUGAAAAGGAUUCCAAGUCACCUUCCCAGGACAUCGCGCCACACUACAUUGAAAAUGAUUCCAAGUUGCCUUCCCAGGACAUCGCGCCACACUACAUUGAAAACGAUUCCAUGUCACCUUCCCAGGACAUCGCGCCACACUACAUUGAAAAUGAUUCCAAGUCACCUUCCCAGGACAUCGCGCCACACUACAAUGAAAACGAUUCCAAGUCACCUUCCCAGGACAUCGCGCCACACUACAUUGAAAAUGAUUCCAAGUCACCUUCCCAGGACAUCGCGCCACACUACAUUGAAAAUGAUUCCAAGUCACCUUCCCAGGACAUCGCGCCACACUACAAUGAAAAUGAUUCCAAGUCACCUUCCCAGGACAUCGCGCCACACUACAUUGAAAGCAAUUUUCUUUUGAGACAGAAUAAUCAGCAACUUGUCAUAAAAAUUAAUUCUACCACCAGACAAGACGUAAACUAA
Gigantopelta aegis is the source of this 810-nucleotide messenger RNA. Its product is annotated as probable ATP-dependent helicase PF08_0048. Lineage: Eukaryota; Metazoa; Mollusca; Gastropoda; Neomphalida; Peltospiridae. The transcript is spliced from 2 exons. The record is from RefSeq and is a predicted model, not a curated record. The coding region runs from base 1 to 810 and encodes 269 amino acids.